Carassius auratus (goldfish) is the source of this 3279-nucleotide messenger RNA. RefSeq lists its product as uncharacterized. The transcript has 5 exons. The record is from RefSeq and is a predicted model, not a curated record. Bases 2137 to 3162 code for a protein of 341 amino acids. NCBI's taxonomy places the organism in Eukaryota, Metazoa, Chordata, Actinopteri, Cypriniformes, Cyprinidae.
CUCACUCCCAACUCGUCACAUAUUGAAGCUUGGUCAGGAUCCCUUUGGCGUCAAUAUUUAACUUACUGGGCACCCCUUAGGCGUCAUGUUUCAACGUUCAGGGAAUCCCAUAGACUUCUGACCGGAGCCCGUGACGUUGACAUUUGACGUGCAGGUAACCAGACCGUUGUCUGCAGCGCGUACGGGUCGAGACUACGAUAAUUAGGCAUAAAAAAGAAAAGGCUACAAUAAUUUAGUUAUGGCAGGGCAAGUCAAUUGGCGCCCCGCGUCAUAUUUAACAGUUUUUUUUUAUUUUAUUGUAAAAAUGACGUUGGUGUCUGAUAUUAAAGAGCCGCAUGUGAAACAGCAUGCAACGGUGACUUUAACAACGCUCCACCGAGUUUUGCUAGGUAAUAGGGCUGCACAAUUAAUCGAUUUUCUAAUCGCAAUUACAAUUACAGAUGCCGCAAUUAUGUAAUGUUCAAAGUGAAUUAAUCGUUUAUAGUCCACUUAUGUUAUUCUGCAUGCUGAAGAAGUUUUUUCUUUCUUUCUACAGGUUAUCUUAAGGGUUUUUUCAUUGUUUUAAUUUUAGUAUAACAUUAUAGUAGCCUACCAUUUUUUUAAGUAUAAACCAAUCGAAUGUAUAAUUGAGAUUUAUAGAUGCUAUAGAAAAGCAAUAAAGGUUUUUCAGUUAGAGUGUUUUUUAUCUUGUUUAUGUAAAAAUAUGGCAUGCAGGUUCUUCAGACAAUGGUAUAAUCAUUCAGCGUAAAUUACUGUGAUAAUCGUAAUUAACAAUCGCAAUUACAAUUUUAUGAGAAUAAUCAACAAUUAUGAUCUUUGUCAUAAUCUUGCAGCCCUGCUAGGUAAUACUGGUAUUUGUUUGUUUGUUUUUGUUUUGUUUUGUUUUUUUUAUCGGAGGCUUGUUGAUGAUAAAAACGUAUUUAAUGUGCUGUGAUUGUUUGUUUAAUGAUUAAUCACUGCAGUGCGAUGCAAUCAACCUGUUCAUUCAUUCAUUAAAUUUAUUUAUUUAUUUAUUUAUUUAUUUAUUUAUUUAUUUAUGCAUUUAUUUAUGCAUUUAAUUGUUUGUUUGGUUGUUUGUUUGAUUGUUUAUCUAUUUAUUUAUUUGUAUGUAUUAAUAAAUCAAUCAGUGGCGCUGACGUCAUCGUAAGGCGCGAUCCCAAGGUCCAGUGCGAUUUUCCACUUGGUAAGUAGAGCAGUUAAUUAAUACAGAUGGGAACAAUCCAUAUAUUUAUGGAACAAAAACCGUUUAAUUGGGUCAAGACGUUGUGUUUAGAACCUUUAGAGUUGCAAGGUAUCAGUUUAUGCAGUAAAUGACAGCAGUCAUUACAAAAUAUAACUUGCUGCACCACGUGUGCAAUAGCCUAACGUUAGCUGAGUUAGCUAAUUAAAUUCAAGCUUGUGUAUUUUUUCACAUACAAUCAUGCAAGGCAAGGUAAUAUAGGAGAUUGUAUGGUUUUUCGUUAUUAUAUGUGAUCGGUUACCCAUAUUAAGUUAGCUCGAUCACAACACUUUAGCCAUUUAUAAAUGUUCAGAUCAAGUUGCCAGAUUGGUGUGUUUUCCAGUAAUUGUUCAAAAUCCACAAUCCAAAAUUAUAAACACACACAUCUACUACAGUAUUGUGGCUCAUCAAAUGGCAUGUAAUAAAGGAAAUUAAGUGCUCUCUAAAGAAGGCUACAUUGUAAGGCUACGUGUCUGUCAUUUGCCUUAAAGAAAUAAAAGGGAACAACAGAAAUAUCAAAAUGCCACCUGUCUAAAGCUAUUUUAUUCCACCUGGUACAAACUAAUAUCUAAUUGAAAACUGACCAAUCUGCCAACACCGAUGGAAAAAAAAUACUGGUAAAAAUGUAAGGAGUUCAUUUGUUCUCUCUCUCUAUCUCUUUCUUUUUUUAUCAGGUCCUUCAAAUUCUCCCCUCCUUUAUUUUAACCUCCCUCAACACAAACAUACAAACAUACACACACACACACACAAACCAAAGGCACUUUUAAGAGCCACGUCCGUCUUGUUACCCUGCACUUGUCUGUCUGUAGCUCUCUCUCUCUCUCUCUCUCUCUCUCUCUCUGUUUAUAAUUCUAUUUGUUGUCUCUGUCCAUCUUUUUUGUAAGUCUUUCUGUCUGUUUUUGUUUCUGCCCAUCACCAUGAGUGAUUCAGAACUCCAAGAACAGUUAAUGGAGCUGGAUAAACUGGUUGAUGAUCAAGAACUCAAUGAUGAGCUCCAAAGUCUUGAUGACUUGAUUGGUGAGCUGCAGGAAGAGAAGGAAGUGGCACCAGUAAAGACACCUGAACCGAGGGUGCGUUGGAGAAAGAGAGACAUUGAUGGAAACAUUGUCUAUGCAAGGCCAAGAUCAAGCAGGAAUCAGUCAAAUAAGGCUGAUCCCAUUCGGAAAUCUGAUCCUCCCAUCAAUGCACCUGCCACUAACUGUGAGGUGACCUUUGCUCCAGAGGCUGUUGAGUCUUUUCUGCAAGAUCUCCAGCACUCACUGAGCAAUACCUCAGAUGAUGAGGCAUCAUCUCUUGAGACCUCAAGAGGUCCUCUCCUAGCUUCCUCAAACUGGAGCACAAGACAAAGUCUCUUUUCAGAGAGAUGGAGGACAGAGAGACCACGUCUGGUGAACACCGCUGCGGCACAUGAAAAUGUAGCAACACGCAUCUGCCAACAGUGUGGGAGCAAUCCAGCUGCUGUCCGCUGCAGUGACUGUCGACCACAGCCCUUUUUCUGUGCUCAGUGUGAUGUCAGUAUGCACACCAGACAUGUUCUCCAUAACAGAGAUGCCAUGACGGCUGGAUCCUACCAGCCAUUGCCUCCAACAACUUUUGUUGUAGAUAAGGCUCUUUCCCAUUGUGUACGGCUUGUACCUGUGGAGAUCCCUUACAAAAUCUGUGAUUGUUCACGAGAGUCACUAAGGGUCAGUCCAGGGAAGACUGUUGCUGUAAUCACAAUGAAUGGACGAUAUGAUCUAAGCAUGCCUGAGUUGAGUUGUGAGGCAUGCCAAGCCACGUGGGCUGCUGGAGUGGGUGAUCUAAAUCUGAGUGACUACUGGCCUGCAACCCUUCACUUUGCCACUAUUUAUGCCACAGAUGUCUUCUUCUCAUUUGAAGAAAUGAACAUGUCAACACUUUCUCAGCAUUAUUAUUAUUAUUAUUAUUAUUAUUAUUAUUCCUAAUCAGGUGAAAUGGAGUGGGGCAUAUCAGGAUGGGGCUGGUUUAACCCUAGGUGAGGAGGUGGAACAGUGCAAUGCUUUCCUGUCUAGGAUUGCAGUGACUACAAAACACAUGUCCAA